Rubroshorea leprosula is the source of this 2049-nucleotide messenger RNA. Lineage: Eukaryota; Viridiplantae; Streptophyta; Magnoliopsida; Malvales; Dipterocarpaceae. The record is from the annotation of a GenBank genome assembly.
ACUGCAAACCAAAGUCUCGGAAGCUUAAAGAAGGAACUUCUGCUUAACAAAGGAGCUUGUGCUUAAAUCCAAGCAAAAUCCCAACCUUAUCCGUACCCAAACACGGCCUUAACGUUACGUGGUUGUAAGCUUCUGAGCUAUAACCGAUAAAGAGACGACAGUCACUUAUUGUAAAAGCGAUUCUUUAACCACUUAGCUAAAUUUCCCCGCCCAUCCCCCAAAACUACGGAAUUGUUCGUUGCUUCUCUCUUUUUCCCUCGCCGUUUGUCUUCCUUCUCUCUUAUGCAGCCACCAAGUGUUCGGAGAAAUGCUGGAGUCAUGGUGUCCUUCACCGCCGCUCUUAUCUCCCCUCCGUUUUUGACGCAUUUUGAUUCUCCCGUUUCCCCUUCUUGCCUCUGCGCUGUUGGGCCGUGGGGAGGAGUGGGGAAGGGAGGAAAUUUUUUGCCACUGAAGUUGAGUGUUGCUCUGGGGGAGGAGAGUCGAUGUGGGUUUUCUUUCUUGGGGUUUAUUGAAGUGAAGAGGAGGAGGAGGAGGAGGAGGAGGGGUUCUGGAUAUUCUUGUUGGUGCAAAAAAGAGUGCGAUAGUGAAGGGGAUUUGGCUUUGGAAGCAGAGAUAUUGAAGUUCAUGAAAGAUAGUGAGAAGCCAGAGGUUUUUCCGAGCAAGAAAGAGUUGGUGGAUGCAGGGAGGAUGGAUCUUGUGGAGGCUAUUCAGAGACAGGGAGGAUGGCUUGCCUUGGGUUGGGAUUUGGAUAAUGGCUGUGAUAGUCAAGAGGAGCAAGAACAGCAGUAUCAGUUUCAAGAAAAUGGUUUUCAACAUUUGAAUUUUCACCAAACUGAGAACACAUGGAAUAAUGGGGAUCUGAAAAACAGUGUUGACGGUGAAGUUCGGAGUUCUAGGGCUUCUUCUUGCUCUCCAUCCUCGUCUGGUAGAACACUAGAAGAAGUGGCAGCAGAGGAUGGCAGAGGGAUUGAGGAUAUACUGAGUCGUUUGGAGAAAGAAAGGAAUAUCAAUUUUGGCUUUGGUUUCAAUGAGAAGGAAAUAAGCACUCGUUUCCCAAGUAAUGAUCACAAAGAUGACUUUCUUCCUCAACAAUCCACCACGAUAGUUGCUGGCCCUGAGAGAAGAAGAUCUAUAUCCAAUACUAGCAGAGGUAUAAUUGAUGAUAGUGGGGGCAAAAUCAGUCACAACCAGUCCUUUCUUGGUGUCGAUGAUCUUAGACAUGGAAGCUCCAUUAAGUCAGAUAUUUGGAGAAAUUGGAGCAUCCAGAGAGCAGGGCCUUCAGACAUGGAAUUUGAAGAUAUUUCAGGAGAUGACACACUUGAAAUAAGAGAUAGAUCUAGUGAGUUGGACCGAAGAAAUGAAUCAAAUUCUUUUCAAAACGAUAACCCAGAUCAAAUCCACAGUCACCUUGAGCGCUUGGAGUUAGAGCUUUCCUCUGUGCUUCAGUCACUCAGGUCUGAUGCUGAUAAUAUUUCAUUGCAAGAGGAUGACAGAAGCUCCAAGGACAAUUUACAGAAUCUUUCUGAUGCGCUGGAGUUUCAACAAAAUGAAAUCUUGACUGCUCAGGGCAAGCUACGAUCCAUUCGGGCAAAAUUGGCAGUUUUGGAAGGAAAGAUGGCACUCUCAAUAAUAGAUACACAAAAGAUUGUGGAACAAAAGCAGAGAAGGAUUGAUGAUGCUCGUAGAGCUUCACAACUUCUUCGUACUGCUUAUAUAGUGUGGCCUAAUUCAGCAUCAGAGGUGCUCUUAGCAGGAUCAUUUGAUGGAUGGGCCACCCAGAGGAAGAUGGAAAGAUCAAGAACUGGUGUUUUUUCACUGUACUUGAAGUUGUAUCCUGGUAGAUACGAGAUCAAAUUCAUUGUUGAUGGUAAAUGGAUGAUUGAUCCCUUCCGCCCGAUUGUUCACAACGGACAUGAGAAUAACCUACUUAUUAUCACAUAGGUGGAUAUAUUCAAUACAGGGAAUUAGAAGAAUUAGAAAUUUAGGUACUAAUUGUUUAAGUUCUUCUCCUUUUUCAUUUCUUUGUAAACAAGUAGAGUGGAAGCAGAG